AUGGGUCUAAAAUUCGUACAAGAGGGCGAAUUAUGGAUGUCCUUUCCUGAUUUUAUGAACACUUUCACACACAUAGACAUCUGUCACUUCGUCAACACCAGUAUUAUCAGUAUAAAAAGACCUGGAGUGAGGCCAUGUUUCACGGGGAGUGGACCAUCUCAGGCAGAAAUGGCGGGAAUGACUAUAACUCAUUACCUUUCUCAGCAAUCCCCAGAGAUUUAUGUCUUUGAUAUUGGAGGUGCCCAAGAUCGCGUUAUGGUGUCUCUGGAACAGCACGAUAUAAAACCAGGUCGGCAGGAACUGGGUAUUCAGCUCAAUAAUAUAGGAUUCCACAUCAUGAAGGUGGAAGAGAAUAGAAAAUUCAGGGUACACAUAGUAGGAGAGAAAGUGUUUACUUCCGAGUAUGCUAAAUCUAGAAGCGUUUUUGGGAUCAUGAUUUUACAGAAAGGUCGAUAUGUAAUAGUUCCUACCACAACUAGUUCGGAUGAACUCGGGCCAUUCAUGUUACGACUUUACACCGGAAGUUCUUCUGGGGCAAAAGAACUGACCAUGGAAUGUCCAUCCAAUGGGUGUCCUUGUGCAGCUAACUACGUAUUGGUUUCUACAGUCACCAUAGAAAGCUGCUCUGACCUCGAGAUUCCACCUAAAUCCAAAGUAAAAACAAUGGAUCCCUAUGUGAAAAUAAUAUGUGAAGGCGAAAAAGUGGAAAGUUUGACAAGAAGCAACGAUAAGAACCCGAAGUUUGGAACAAAAGCCACAUUCUACAGAAAGAAGCCUGAUGAUCCAAUCAUUGUAGAGGUAUUAUACUGA
This is a messenger RNA of Saccostrea cuccullata (small rock oyster), 810 nucleotides long. RefSeq names its product calpain-5-like. Lineage: Eukaryota; Metazoa; Mollusca; Bivalvia; Ostreida; Ostreidae. Gene Ontology annotation, biological process: proteolysis. The coding region runs from base 1 to 810 and encodes 269 amino acids. The record is from RefSeq and is a predicted model, not a curated record. The transcript is spliced from 7 exons. Gene Ontology annotation, molecular function: calcium-dependent cysteine-type endopeptidase activity. Gene Ontology annotation, cellular component: cytoplasm.